AUACUUUGGAAACAAAAGAGCUUAUGCAGAAAACACAGUUCCGUCCAGUUUCACUCUUGACACAAGCUCAUCUUCUGCACGAGAUACCAAGUAUCCUCAAGUAUUUAAAACACCAUUGUCUGCUGGAAAUCACCAGAGAUUAGGUUAUAAAAGCCGGACACCAGAAAUAGGAUAUUCAGCUACAUCCUCAUCUGCAGCUUCUACACACUCCCCGUCAGUUAUUGUAGCUGUUGUAGAAGGGAGAGGACUUGCCAGAGGUGAAAUAGGAAUGGCAAGCAUUGACUUCAGAAGCCCGCAAAUCAUAUUGUCACAGUUUGCAGAUAGUACAACAUAUGCGAAGGUGAUCACUAAACUCAAAAUUUUGUAUCCUUUGGAAAUAAUAAUGUCAAAUACUGCUUGUGUUGUGGGUAACUCAACGAAGUUGUUUACUCUGAUCACAGAAAAUUUCAAGAAUGUUAAUUUCACUACUAUUCAAAGGAAAUACUUCAAUGAAACAAAAGGAUUAGAGUACAUUGAGCAAUUAUGCAUAGCAGAAUUCAGCACUGUCCUAAUGGAGGUUCAAUCCAAGUAUUACUGCCUUGCAGCUCUUGCAGCUUUGUUAAAAUAUGUUGAAUUUAUUCAAAAUUCAGUUUACGCACCAAAAUCACUGAAGAUUUGUUUCCAGGGCAGUGAACAGACAGCCAUGAUAGAUUCAUCGUCAGCCCAAAACCUUGAAUUGUUAAUUAAUAAUCAAGAUUGUAGGAGUAAUCACACUCUCUUUGGUGUUCUAAAUUAUACUAAGACUCCUGGAGGGAGUAGAAGACUUCGUUCUAAUAUAUUGGAACCUCUAGUUGAUAUUGAAACCAUUAACAUGAGAUUAGAUUGUGUUCAAGAACUACUUCAAGAUGAGGAACUUUUUUUUGGACUUCAGUCAGUUUUAUCACGGUUUCUUGAUACAGAGCAACUUCUUUCUGUUUUAGUCCAAAUUCCAAAGCAAGACACGGUCAAUGCAGCUGAAUCAAAGAUAACAAAUUUGAUAUACUUAAAGCAUACAUUGGAACUUGUGGAUCCUUUAAAGGUUGUUCUGAAGAACUGUAACACACCUUUAUUAAGAGCUUACUCCAGUUCCUUGGAAGACAAGAGGUUUGGAAUCAUACUUGAAAAGAUUAGAACAGUAAUUAAUGAUGAUGCAAGAUAUAUGAAAGGAUGCCUGAAUAUGAGAACGCAGAAGUGCUACGCAGUGAAGUCUAACGUCAAUGAAUUUCUUGACAUAGCCAGAAGAACAUAUACAGAGAUUGUCGAUGACAUAGCAGGAAUGAUAUCGCAACUUGGAGAAAAGUAUAGUCUUCCUUUAAGAACAAGCUUUAGCUCUGCUCGAGGAUUUUUCAUCCAGAUGACAACAGAUUGUACAGCACUCCCCAGUGGUCAACUUCCUUCAGAAUUUAUUAAGGUGUCUAAAGUGAAAAAUUCCUAUAGCUUUACAUCAGCAGAUUUAAUUAAAAUGAAUGAAAGAUGCCAAGAGUCUUUGAGAGAAAUCUAUCACAUGACAUAUAUGAUAGUGUGUAAACUGCUUAGUGAGAUUUAUGAACAUAUUCAUUGUUUAUAUAAACUAUCUGACACGGUGUCAAUGCUGGAUAUGCUCCUGUCAUUUGCUCAUGCCUGCACUCUUUCUGACUAUGUUCGGCCAGAGUUUACUGAUACUUUAGCAAUCAAACAGGGAUGGCAUCCCAUUCUUGAAAAAAUAUCUGUGGAAAAACCUGUUGCCAACAAUGCCUAUGUUACAGAAGGGAGUAAUUUUUUGAUCAUAACUGGACCAAAUAUGAGUGGAAAAUCCACGUAUUUAAAGCAGAUUGCUCUUUGUCAGAUUAUGGCCCAGAUAGGAUCAUAUGUUCCAGCAGAAUAUUCUUCCUUUAGAAUUGCUGAACAGAUUUUCACAAGAAUUAGUACUGAUGAUGAUAUUGAAACAAAUUCAUCAACGUUUAUGAAGGAAAUGAAAGAGAUAGCAUAUAUUCUACAUAAUGCAAAUGACAAAUCACUCAUAUUAAUUGAUGAACUUGGCAGAGGUACUAAUACAGAAGAAGGCAUUGGCAUUUGUUUUGCUGUUUGUGAAUAUCUACUGAGCAUAAAGGCAUUUACACUGUUUGCUACACAUUUCCUGGAACUAUGCCAUUUAGAUGUCCUGUAUCCUAAUGUGGAAAACAUGCAUUUUGAAGUGCAACAUGUAAAGAAUGCCACAAGAAAUAAGGAAACAAUUUUGUAUACCUACAAACUGUCUAAGGGACUCACAGAAGAGAAAAAUUAUGGAUUAAAAGCUGCAGAGGUGUCAUCACUUCCACCAUCAAUUGUCUUGGAUGCCAAAGAAAUCACAACUCAAAUUACAAGACAAAUUUUGCAAAACCAAAGGAGUACCCCUGAGAUGGAAAGACAGAGAGCUGUGUACCAGCUAGCCACUAGGCUUGUUCAAACUGCUCGAAACUCUCAAUUGGAUCCAGACAGUUUACGAACAUUUUUAAGUAAUCUCAAGAAGAAGUACGAAAGAGAUUUUCCCAGGGAUGAACAGGUACCAGGAGAGACUGAAGAAUAACAGCAAUUUACAUCUUGUACUAAUGAAAUAAUAGAUCUUCAUAUGAGGAAGCUAAAAUUCAUUUUUCCCUGAGAGCGAAAGAAAAUA
Carlito syrichta (Philippine tarsier) is the source of this 2650-nucleotide messenger RNA. It is a transcript of the gene MSH4, whose product is annotated as mutS homolog 4. The record is from RefSeq and is a predicted model, not a curated record. Gene Ontology annotation, biological process: mismatch repair; reciprocal meiotic recombination. The coding region runs from base 269 to 2563 and encodes 764 amino acids. Gene Ontology annotation, cellular component: nucleus. The transcript has 19 exons. Gene Ontology annotation, molecular function: mismatched DNA binding; ATP-dependent DNA damage sensor activity; ATP binding. NCBI's taxonomy places the organism in Eukaryota, Metazoa, Chordata, Mammalia, Primates, Tarsiidae.